This is a messenger RNA of Symbiodinium pilosum, 486 nucleotides long. Lineage: Eukaryota; Dinophyceae; Suessiales; Symbiodiniaceae. The record is from the annotation of a GenBank genome assembly.
AUGUCGCCCCAAGACAUCGACCUGGUCAUCCAUGCCACAUCCACGCCGGACGACCUCUUCGGAACUGGCCCACAGGUGGCAUCGAUGCUUGGUGCUGACAAGGCGGUAGCCUUCGAUCUGACGGCAGCCUGUUCAGGCUUUGUUUUCGCACUGACUACUGCAGCGCAGUACGUGCGCUCGGGCUCCUUUAAAAAUGCGGUCGUCAUCGGCGCGGACUGCUUAUCCCGCUGGGUCGACUGGUCUGACCGGAAUACCUGCGUCCUCUUUGGCGACGGUGCCGGCGCCGUAGUUAUCACCGCAACGGACGCAGAGAAGGAUGCCAGGAUCCAAGCUUUGUUUCUCGGGCCGAUGAAGCGCGGCCUCCCAAAACAAUGCGUCUCAAGAUUGGAGAAGGGACAAGGGCACAUCAACUCGUAUACCUUCCGACGUAGCCUAGCAAGCCCACCACGCCUCUUGGGGAAAGGAAAACUGCAACAUGAACCGUGA